Messenger RNA from Nematolebias whitei (Rio pearlfish), 3045 nucleotides. It is a transcript of the gene tlcd3bb, whose product is annotated as TLC domain containing 3Bb. The transcript is spliced from 7 exons. Gene Ontology annotation, molecular function: sphingosine N-acyltransferase activity. The coding region runs from base 419 to 1318 and encodes 299 amino acids. The record is from RefSeq and is a predicted model, not a curated record. NCBI's taxonomy places the organism in Eukaryota, Metazoa, Chordata, Actinopteri, Cyprinodontiformes, Rivulidae. Gene Ontology annotation, cellular component: membrane; endoplasmic reticulum. Gene Ontology annotation, biological process: lipid homeostasis; ceramide biosynthetic process.
GUGGCGAGAGACAGAGGCGAGGACAUCCGCCAACAAUACCUCCACAUCUGGAUCACAGCGUGCCCUCGUCCUUCAGCCGUUUUCGCCUGCUUUAUUUAAAUAACGCCAUUUGUUUACGCCGACUGGCUCGGACGCCAGUCGCCGACGUUUCGCAGACACCGAUUUGGAUCAAAGUUAGCUGGCGUUAGCUCGCGCUGCUGCUACCCUUCAAACAUUCAAGCGGCCACAUAAAGAUGCGGAGCAUCGAGGCUGAGAGCCCUGGGGUAUCUUUAAACGCUGCACGCAGGACACGACCUUCGACUGGCCGCUGACUGGACUCUGCAGAGUCGUCGAGGGGAAGAGAGAGGAGAGCGACAGAUCUCAAGGACCAGAUUGUCUGCUGAACUUUUUGUCUCUUUGAGUCAGCUCGCCGAGGACCAUGCUGAUCAUAUUGGCUGCUGGGUCCGUGUUCUUUCCGGGCCUUUUCCUUCUGUCCAAACAAUGCCUGAAGUCCAUCCCGGCACUGAGAUGGAGCGAAGGAGAUGCAGUCAUUGUAUCGGCCAGGUUGGUGUCAUCUAUUCAGGCAGUAAUGGCUUCGUCAGCUGGCUACAUCAUUGCUUCUUCCUGUGAGGACAUCAUUGAGGACCAGCACUGGCUGACCAGCACUUACAUCAUGUUUGCUGUUCCCUACUUCGUGUACGACAUCUACGCAAUGUUUAUGUGCUACUGGUACAAGCUGCGGGUCAAAGGGCACGAGGAGGCCUCAGCCGCCCCCCGGCACAUGAGCUCAGCGCUGACCAGCUACCUGCGUCGCGAGUUCCUCAUGGUGCUGCACCACGUUGUCAUGGUCACCGUCUGCUUCCCCGUGUCUGUGUUUUGGCGGCAAGGAAAGGGAGAUUAUUUCCAGGGAAUCAUGUUCAUGGCUGAACUCAGCACCCCGUCUGUCUGCUUAGGAAAAAUCCUCAUCCAGUACAAACAGCAACACACACUGCUGCACAAAGUGAAUGGGGCUCUUAUGCUGAUCACUUUUUUCAUCUUUCGAGUCCUACUCUUCCCUUACCUCUACUACGCAUAUGGAAGGUACGCAUCGAUUCCCUUCCACAUGGUUCCUCUGACGGUGCCAUGGCACUGUAACCUCGGCGCCGCUUUGCUCAUGGCGCCCCAGCUCUACUGGUUCUCGCUCAUCUGCAGGGGCGCCCUGCGAUUGUUCAUGGGCACCUCCCGUUCUCAGAGGCCGCGCACGGCCUCCGCUAAGGAGCAGACGGACAGCAGCACGCCGCCACAGCCCGCCAACGGCUACAGCACGCGCUCCACAGAGCCCGAGCUGACCACUCACUGAGACGAGCAGCAAGGAGGGGAGGGAAGGAGGGCGAAUGUAUCAACAAGUGUGUACAAAGGAAAGCAAGACUUAAAAAAAAACAAAAGUUCAGACGAUGACCUCAGAUUGUGCUGAAGUGUUUGUAGCCGGUGAACAACUAAAAGGCUCCUCUGACUUCAGCUUCUUAGUUUGUCGGAACCAAAUGGCGUGUUAGCGGCGCCCAGUAUUUACGAUGUCAUCAGGCACUGUGAAAGAUAGGAACAUGCUCUGACCUGAGAGGAGCUCGCCUGGGUUUUGAGCGAGCGUUGAAGGCUAUUCCCCUCAUGUAGAUGAAACACAGUCCUCUCUGCCUCAUUGUACAGGGAGAGCAGGAAAAUAGGAAUGUAUUAUAUUGUACGUUGGUAUGUUUGCUGUAGAUGAACGGCCUGAUUCAGUUUAGAUUCAACUCAAAAAAAAGAAAAGAAACAAAAAUAUCCCAGCUAAGCAGUAUUUUGACUUGUUAGUGUUUAUUAUCUGUAUCCUCUAUGUAGUCACUGUCACUCUAACAAAAUGUAACCAACCUGCAGACUGACUCAUCUUUAAUAGGGAGAUACCUUCAUGAUACUGUAUUCUGCUGCCUUAUCCCGUUUCCUUAUUUUUUGCCUUUUUUAUUUUAUUUAUUUCUACAUUUUUAUUUAUGUGUUUAUUGUUUUUGAGAGGAAGAGAGGACUUGUUAAAACAGUCAAAUGUGGUGGUUGUACAUAGCGGAUGUAAAAUUUUCCUUUUCACGUCAGUAUUACGUCACUUGGGAGUUUAUUUAUUUAUGUAUUGUCCAAAAAAGUAUUGGGCCACUGUGGUUACACAAAAAAAGAGAGAAAAAGAAAGAAAAUUAUUAUUAUUUUUAUUCUUAUUUAUUUAUUUAAAGGAUGGAUUUAAAAAAAAAUUACAAUUUGUGAGGAAAUCUUUCAAGUUUUAGGAGCAAUAGGAGCUCAGUGAUGCAGCCAGGUUGGUCCCACCGUACAAAAUGAAGCUGAACUGUUUUACAGGCUUGUUAAUUUUCAACUUUAAUGUCAAAGAAACGUCCCCUUUUUUCUCAUAAAUUUAAGCCUUGGGUCUUGAAGAGUUUUAUCCUUUUUUUUUCUUUCUUUUUUUUUUUUACUACAGCUGUCACAAACCUCUGCAUGUGAUGAUUAUAGACUUUUUAAAACGAUGCCAGUUAAGAUUUAAGACGACGUUUUACAGUGUAGUGUAUGCAAACUAACCCAGAAAGGUUUAGUUCUUGUUUUAUAUGUAGAUUUAAAUUCAUUCCAUUCACUGAUAUCACUUCUUUUUUUUUUUCCUUUUUCAUACAAAGUUCUGCACAUGAGUACUCACGCCAAACCCUACAGUGGUUUUGUUUUUAUGUUUUAGUUUGGUGCUGAUGUAAAUCUCACAAUAUCAGUUUGCUUGACGGGACGAUUUUCACAAAGGGAUAUUCAUAAGAUGUAUUUUUCGUUGUUUUUGUUCGGAAACUUUUAACAUUGAUGUUUAAAGAAAACCAAAAGUGUACAUUUAUCUUGCAGGAGGGCAUUUCCUUGUGACUGACAUGCAGCACUUUUGUCUAGUUUGUUUUUAUGUUAAUUUUCUAUCUGUAGAGUUCAUGAUUUAAACCUUUUUUUUUUUUCAGGUAAUGCCCCAGAUCGUUAAGCUGUUGUUGGAGCACUUGUGAACAAACUGGCUCACUUUUGUCACUUUAUGUUCAUGCAGCUACAGUGUUCUGGACACUGGUU